CCGAGGGCUGCAACUUCAUCCCACCCUUACGUUUUCCAUGAUUCCCAUUUCCUAGAUCCUUCUGUCCUCUUAUUUUCGCCGUUCCUUCAUUUCUAGCGCGCUCUCUCGCCGUCGUAAUGGUUUCCGUCACGAACCCGAUACCCCGCCUUAGCCGGAUACACAGACAUAAUGUCCAUAUCUUUCAGUCCUCACCUCUCGCAGAGCUCUCUGGCUCUCUCGGAGACCUCGGAACGCUUCUGCCGCUCAUGACAGCGCUGGUUAUUACUGGAUCAAUCUCCCUGCCGGCCACGCUCCUCUUCACAGGGGCUGCGAACGUCCUCACCGGCGUCGCGUUCGGAAUACCACUGCCAGUUCAGCCAAUGAAAGCUAUUGCUGCCGUUGCGAUCGCUCGAAAGUUCUCACUUGAAGAGAACGCAGCUGCUGGUCUCGUCGUCGCCGCCUUGGUCGGCAUCCUCAGCGUGACUGGGCUGAUCAACUGGGCAAACCGGGUCACACCGGUUCCGGUCGUAAAAGGCAUCCAAGUGGGAGCUGGUCUCUCCUUGUGUCUGAGUGCAGGAUCGAAGAUGCUUGAUCCCUUGAGCUGGACGGGGCCGUGGUGGGGAGACAACCUGAUUUGGGCCAUCGCGGCUGUGCUGCUUCUUCUAUUCACGUUUGCCUACCCAAAGCUGCCGUAUGCUCUCAUCGUCUUCAUCGUCGGCAUAAUGCUCUCGAUACUGUCUCCCAGUAGCAAUACACCGGUACCGGCGUCAGAUAUAGUCAUCCCCAUUCUUCACCCUUCCGGCCGCGACAUUUGGAAAGCGACUACAACCGCGUCCCUAGGCCAACUGCCGCUAACGCUCCUAAAUUCCGUCAUUGCAGUCUCGGCGCUCGCGUCUGACCUCCUACCUGCGCCUCCUUAUCCGGCUGCUCCAUCCGUGACCGAAAUUGGUAUCUCGGUCGCAUCGAUGAACCUCGUCGGCUGCUGGUUCGGAGCGAUGCCCACUUGUCAUGGUUCUGGAGGCCUUGCAGGCCAAUACCGCUUUGGUGCUCGCAGUGGAUCGAGCAUCAUCUUCCUUGGUUCGCUCAAAUUUCUGCUUGGUAUCAUCGCACUGUUCAAGCCCGGUCCUAUUGUCGGUGUCCUAUCCAACAUCCCUAAGGCACUCCUUGGUAUUCUGGUCCUCGCUGCAGGGGUCGAGCUCGCAAAAGUUGGAGAGAGCGUCAACACUGACGCGAGGGACCUGCGCGUCUUGGACCGUGAUAACUCGUGGGAUGGCAAGGGGCUGAAGGAGCUUGAUGAGAACGAGAGGAAGGAGAGGUGGGCGGUAAUGCUCGUCACCGUUGCAGCUAUCCUCGCCUUUAGGAACGACGCUGUUGGUUUCAUAGCGGGUCUUGUCUGGCACUGGGGUUUCAAGGCUGCAAGGAGCAUGUGCGAAUGGAGAGAAAGACAACAGGGCAGACCAUUUUGGAGAUGGGCGAGUCACCGGUCUGAGGAGCGUACUGGAUUGCUAGCCCGUGAGGAGUCGGAUAUGGUUGCUUGAAGAUUAAAUACCCCUGUGAUAGUUUGGCAUAGCGACGGAUAGUUGCAUGUUGGCAUUUGUCGUACGUAGUAUCAUUGCAACAGAGAUUAUUUCUUCCUA
Molecule: messenger RNA, 1616 nt
Organism: Trematosphaeria pertusa
Lineage: Eukaryota; Fungi; Ascomycota; Dothideomycetes; Pleosporales; Trematosphaeriaceae
Exons: 1
Coding region: 117-1517 (466 amino acids)
Biological process (GO): molybdate ion transport
Molecular function (GO): molybdate ion transmembrane transporter activity
Source: RefSeq, a predicted model, not a curated record